Molecule: messenger RNA, 1038 nt
Organism: Hevea brasiliensis (rubber tree)
Lineage: Eukaryota; Viridiplantae; Streptophyta; Magnoliopsida; Malpighiales; Euphorbiaceae
Product: serine/arginine-rich SC35-like splicing factor SCL33
Exons: 6
Coding region: 179-817 (212 amino acids)
Molecular function (GO): RNA binding
Source: RefSeq, a predicted model, not a curated record
GUAAAUAUCAUGAAUCGCGACGCACGAUAACAAACCCUCUGCAACACGAAGCUUCUCGAACUUUAACUGCCUUUAUGAUCACCAUAAAGCAGAGAAGUAACAGAGCCCAAAGAUUUGUCUUUCGCCUGCUCUUUCUGUCUAUCACCGAAACCAAACUAGGUUUUGAUAUUGGAUAAUAAUGAGAAGCAGAAGCUACAGUUAUAGUCCUUCACCCCCUAGGGGUUAUGGAAGGAGACGCCGUAGUCUGAGUCCUAGGGGUCGUUAUGGAGGCCGUGCAAGGGACCUUCCUACUAGUCUUCUGGUUCGCAACCUUCGGCAUGAUUGCAGGCCAGAAGAUCUACGUGGACCCUUUGGGCAAUUUGGUCCUCUCAAGGAUAUAUACUUGCCUCGGGAUUACCAUACUGGGGAGCCACGCGGCUUUGGAUUUGUCCAAUAUGUAGAUCCAGCUGAUGCUGCAGACGCUAAGCAUCAUAUGGAUGGUGAAAUUCUUCUUGGUCGGGAGCUGACUGUUGUCUUUGCUGAGGAAAAUAGGAAGAAACCAGCAGAAAUGAGGGAUAGGGAACGUUUAAGGGAUCAGGCAUAUGACCGCAGGCGGUCUCCACUCCGUUAUUCACGAUCACCACGUUACAGACGAAGCUAUUCUCGUAGCCCAGUGUAUUAUUCCCCUUCUCCUAGGCGAAGGCAUUAUUCAAGGUCAAUUUCUCCUAGGGACAGAAGGUACAGGGGGCAAUCUUACUCAAGGUCAACUUAUGCUCCAAGGAGCCAUAGCAGGACUCCAAGUAGGAGCCCGAGCAGGAGCCUAGACUACUCAAGAUAAUGGAUUAUUAUGAGUUAGUAAGCAUCAUAAAGAGAGAUCCUCAUCGGUAGGAGUUUGAUGUAACCAUUAUGAGCUGGUAGCAGAUUUUCUAGAGUAGGCUACUUGGUAGAAAUAAUGUUGACUGUAAACUUAAUGAUUAAUUCAGUUUCUACACUGAUCAAUUAAUGUUCUUGAUUGUUAUCUUGACAUAGAUUUAACCCUUCAUCCCCAUUGGCAUACAA